This is a messenger RNA of Hypomesus transpacificus, 5717 nucleotides long. RefSeq names its product protocadherin gamma-A3-like. Gene Ontology annotation, molecular function: calcium ion binding. Gene Ontology annotation, biological process: homophilic cell-cell adhesion. The coding region runs from base 245 to 3193 and encodes 982 amino acids. Gene Ontology annotation, cellular component: plasma membrane. Lineage: Eukaryota; Metazoa; Chordata; Actinopteri; Osmeriformes; Osmeridae. The record is from RefSeq and is a predicted model, not a curated record. The transcript has 4 exons.
AGGGAGUGGAGGAGCCAGAGUUGAGAGUUUUAGCAGAGGCACCGGAGUCAAACUUUUUUCUCCUAUAUUUUCCACAUAGAACUAGGACGUCAUGAUUACUUCUAAACUUCCCAUCGCUCUUUUUCUCAAGCGGAAGUGUUUACCAAUGGCCUGGUAACGUCGUUUUAAUGAGAAUAUGGAUGGGUUAUGGUAAAAGAAGGACGUAAAACUUUUCCAUCGCCCGUCCCGGGGCAUCACUCUCACAAUGGAACGCAGACAGGGAAAGCGCUCCGGAGGGUGGCCCGUUCUGAGGCUGUGUUUUUCCCUGGCGUGCCUCUCGAGUGCGUCCGCCCAGCUCAGUUAUUCCAUUUCGGAGGAACUGAAACCGGACUCCGCCGUCGGGAACAUCGCUAAGGAUUUGGGUUUAAGCAUUGAAAGGAUAAUUCAAAGAAAAUUACGCGUCGUUUCGGAAUCUAACGCACAGUACUUUGAGGUAAACCAGGCGACCGGUGAUUUGGUCAUUAGGCAGACUAUUGACAGAGAACACAUGUGCGAACUUAGCCUAACAUGUUCGUUACAUCUUGAAAUUGUACUUGAGAAUCCUUUACAAAUAUAUCGUGUUUUGGUGGAAAUCGUAGACGUGAAUGACAAUGCUCCGCAGUUCUCAAACAAGAACAUUUCCUUGGAAAUAUCUGAAGCAGCAGCACCGGGAACCCGCUUCCGAUUGGAGAGUGCGCACGACCCAGACGUGGGUAUCAACUCUUUGCGCACUUAUCACCUUGCACCGAACGACUGUUUUGUGUUGAAUGUGGAAACAAAAAGUGACGGUAGUAAAUUUCCAGAGUUAGUAUUGGAGAAAGCGCUGGAUAGGGAAAAGCAGGCCUCGUUUCGCCUGUUGCUUACUGCAGUAGACGGGGGACAGCCGGAGAAAUCAGGCUCGACCAUUCUGCUCAUAAAAAUUCUAGACGUGAAUGACAAUGCACCUGUCUUUGACGAGCCGGUGACGAGAGUCAACCUGUUGGAGAAUGUAGCACCGGGCACUUUAGUAACGAAAUUGAAUGCAACGGACGCUGACAACGGCCUGAAUGGAGAGAUAUCGUUCCUUUUUAGUAAAUACACGCCUGAUCGCGUACUCAAGCUCUUCAGUGUGAAUUCUAAAACCGGGGAGAUCAGUGUGAACGGUGACGUGGAUUACGAGGCAGCUAAUGUUUAUCACAUCACAGUGCAGGCCAGGGAUGGAGGAACCCCCGCCAUGGAGGGAUCUUGUAACGUUAUAGUGGACAUCACUGAUGUCAAUGACAACACCCCGGAGGUGACAUUGACAUCAGUGACCAGUCCCAUCAGAGAGGAUGCAGCUCCUGGCACGGUCAUCGCUCUCAUUAGCGCCCGGGACCUAGACUCCGGUAAGAACGGUGAAGUAACGUUAAAGGUACAACAAGGGCUGCCAUUUAAACUAAACUCCGCCUUCGGGGAGCACUACAACCUCAUCACCGACGUCAACCUGGACCGUGAGAACGUCCCGGAGUACACAGUGGUCAUCAUGGCGUUGGAUGGCGGCUCCCCGCCCCUGUCGUCACAGACAACCUUCGUGGUUAAGCUGUCGGACGUCAACGACAACGCUCCUUCCUUUUCCCAGCCCUCCUACUCGGUGGACGUACCUGAAAACAACGUCCCCAGCACCCCCAUUGCCGUGGUGACGGCCUCGGACCCGGACGUGGGGGACAACGCUCGCGUCUCCUUCUCCAUCCUCCCCAGCCUGGUGCAGGGAUCUUCAGUGUCCUCCUACGUGUACAUCAACCCUGAUAGUGGACAGAUCUACAGCAUGCGCUCCCUGGACCACGAGCAGCUCAACGCCUUCCGCAUCGAGGUGCAGGCACGGGACGCCGGUGCCCCUCCCCGGACCGCCAACGUCACCGUGCACGUGUUCGUGGUGGACCAGAAUGAUAACGCCCCUAUCAUGGUCCACCCCCCCUUCCUCAAGGACACAGGACUGCAGUUUAGCGUACCCCAGUCGGCCGAGCCUGGAUAUCUUAUUAACAAGCUGGUGGGGGUGGACCCCGACAGUGGCCAUAACGCAUGGCUCUUCUACUCCAUCACCCCAGGUCCUAAUGCCGGGCUGUUCCGUAUCACUCCCCACACUGGCGAGCUCCGCACGGCGCGGAAGCUGGCCGAGGAGGAGGCGGGCUUGGCUUACGACAUCGCCGUGGUCAUCCAGGACAACGGCGAGCCUCCGCUCUCCACCACGGUGGACAUCAAGGUGACGGUGGAGGAGAAGGGGGCGGGCGGAAGCGAGAAGGCCUCCGACUCGCGCAAGACGUCGAUAAUCUCGCGGCGCGGCGGCAUGACGGACAUUACGCUGUACCUCAUCAUCUCCCUGGCCUCCGUGUCCUUCGUGUCCUUCGUCACCUGUGUCAUCCUCCUGGUACGCUGCCUCCGGCACCGCGAGCCCGGGGGAGGCUCCUGCUGCUGCUACGAGCGCCAUCGCCCCCACCGGGCCUACCACCAGAGACCCAGCAAGGACCUCCACCUCCAGCUCAACACGGACGGGCCCAUCCGCUACAUGGAGGUGGUGGGGGGCUCUCAGGAGCCCAACACGCGCACCUACAGACCCUGCUACUCCACCCUCUCCAGUCGGAGCGACUUUGUGUUCGUCAAGACGCCCAUGCUGAGUCACAAUAACACGCUAAGCAUGACUCUCAACAGGAAGCACCUUAUGAACUCAGUCAAUGAGCAGAAGCCUCCUAACAAUGACUGGCGUUUCAACCAGGGACAGAGACCCGGACCUAGUGGGGCCGCCGGUGGACCUGAGGUUGCCAUGGGAACCGGACCCUGGCCCAACCCCCCUACCGAGGCCGAGCAGCUCCAAGCCCUGAUGGCCGCAGCCAACGAAGUGAGCGAGGCGACCGCCACCCUGGGACCGGGCACCAUGGGCCUGAGCACCCGCUACAGCCCCCAGUUCACCCUCCAGCACGUGCCCGACUACCGGCAGAACGUGUACAUCCCGGGCAGCACAGCCACCCUGACCUCCAACCCCCAGCAGCAGCAGCAGCAGCAGCUCCUCCAGCAGCAGCUCCAGCAGCAGCAGCAGCAGCUGCAGCAGGCCGCUGCCCAGCAGGCCCUGCCCCCGACCCAGGCCCAGGCCCAGAUGGAGCCCCCCAAGGCUGCCCAGACCCCGGCCUCCAAGAAGAAGUCCACCAAGAAGGAGAAGAAGUAGGAUGGCCCGGGCGGAUGGAGGGAUGGGCAGAUUGAUGGAUCCCACCCACCCCAGCCCUGAUCGGGACUCAAAUUCAACCCCCCCCUUACACUCCCUACGCCUCUUCUACUAUGUACUGUUUCAUCCUAAUCAGGAUGUUUUACUGGUCAGUUAUCCUUGGUAAUAAGAUGUGGAUUUUGUCAAGUUUGUCUCUAGGGCCAUUAAGAAUCUGAAGGUGGAAGAGCAAACAGCCAAUAGUUUAUGGUUUUCAUUAUGGAGGCAUACCCAGAAACAGUUGGACAAGAUAACGUGUUUUACUGAUGCAAACGUAUUGCCAAUCAGUUGGUCAGUAAGAAGUGGCUAGGGCUGGGGGGUUGUAUUUGGGUGAAUCAGUGCUUUGAGAGUCACAUAAUACCAGAGUCAAACUAAGAAGAGACCUUGCUGGGAAAACAAGGCUGAUCCUGGUGAUGUAUUCAUAAAUGUGUCAUAUGUAAGAUUUACAAUUCCCUAUUUUCCCUAAGUUGGAAAAAAAAUAGAUUGUUGUUGAUGUAUUCUAGAAUGCCAUUGUCAGGCUCCUGAAGGAUCUGCCCUAUAAUGCUCCUUAGCUCAGAGAAACAUGAGGCUAUAACACAGGUAUCACACACACUCUUGCAUGUUCCUCAUAGGUAAAAAAAAACACAGAUACCGUGUAGGUUAAAACUAUGCAUUGAUGUUUGUUUUGCUAGGAGGAACCCUAACCUUUACCUCCUUACCCAUAAAUACCACAACGGCUAAUGCACCAGUAGUAUUAACCUGACACAAUAGUGUGGGAAAAAAACCCUCUUUUUGUGCAAGCAUAGUAUACUAUAUUCAUUGAUAAUCUCCAGUGAUUUUCUAUGACCUGAGCAUGAACUUCUUGAGGGGGGAGGGAUAUGGGGUGGGGCGAGGGGGGGACAUGUUAUCCCAACAACAGUCUGUCGUCUGUGCAUGUGGCAAAUAGUGCGGGCACUGCCCCUUCUGAAGUGUCACAGAUGGGCACAGACUCCAUCUCCCCACAUUCCGACUCCUCCAGACCAGCUUCUGUGCCCCCCCCCCCCCCCUCACUCAUUAUCCCACUCAGAGAGCCAAACAAUAAGAUGCACUGUUGUUAUUCAGAUGAUGACAUGAUUUAAGUGGUUAAUCACUUGGGAUUAGAGGUAGGGAACUUGUAGAUCAUUAAUGGACUGAGUUGAGUUAGGAGUUAGGACACAUCUUAGGCCCCUAUGGGUAUUUCCCUGUAAGCCGUCCUGAAGUGCUGAUUAUAUUUCUUGAAGUGAGAAGAUAUAACGUUUUUUUCUUUGUUUUUCGAUGACUUUGUAGGAUAGAGGAGUUGUUCAAGAUAUGAAAGUGUUUUCCUUUUUCUGCCGUCCGUGUCCAUCAGGACUCCACUGCAUGAAGAGGCAGCUUGCAGGCUGGCUUUAGGGGGGACAGAGAGGGCAGGGCGAUGGGUACACCGUCUGGGUUGGCAUCAUAAUCAUUCACAACAAGGGGGAGGGGGAAACAACCAUGGCUCUACCCAUUGAAUGUACAGAGGCCCCAUUGUAGACCCAUCCAUUCCCACACCUUAACUUCCUCUAAUGCACUGACCCAAGUUAGAGGUUGACAGAGCCAAGCACAUCUGUCUAUGUCAGAGUUGGAUAUACCACUUCACACAGAGAGUGGGGAGGGGGGACAUCAGCUCCCCUCACUAACCCUCAGUUGAAAUCCAGUCUCUGAAUGCUAACCUCAGACUGUACCCUUCACUCCACCACUGCUCCCUGGUCCUGUGAAGGCUCUUCCCCACUGUAAAUAAACACUAAGUAAAAGUCCUGUCGAUGGUACAGUAUGAGCCAGUUGUUUGUAUAGUAUGGACCACACCACCAUUUACAAAAGAAAAGUCCCCCUUCCAAAAGGCGUGGCUUACUACUGGAAUGUGUUGCAUUUGUUUUUCAAGAAAAAAAAUGAGAAAACCACUUUGAAAAAAAUUACAAUGCAAAUAUCUGAAAUGUUCUUCAACAGUUUUGUGUUGCAAUGUAGUACCUUAGCACCAUGAAAGCCAACUAACUCUUACUCAGUGUAAAUAAGAAUAUUAAGACAAUAACUUUAGACGAUAAGUAAAAGAGUGACACGCGUAGACUAGUUAACCUGUGAUAUGUGUUGCGCAUAUUUUUGUGUUUAUUAUUUCUCUAUCUCUUUCUCUCCAUUUUAUCACCCUGUAAUGAAAUGAAACAAAAAGUAUACUGAAAAUCUUUCUAUCCUUCUGUAAUCUGAAUUAUGUUAUUUUUUCUGUGAAGUGCAUUUGUGAAAGAAUGCCUCUCUCUUUCUCUCUGUCCAUAUGAACAAAUGAUUAUAAAUAUUAUAUAUGUCCAUCCAGCAAACGCUGGGCUAAUAUUCUAUCCUGCUGUAAUAUCUUUCUUAUGAAACGCUUAGACCCCACGCAACCCCCCUCCUGUGUUAUUCUCUUAUUUUUAUGCUAAUAUUUAUAUUGCUGUUUUAUUUUCUCUUGAACACUGACAUUUCAAAUAAAAAGUUCUGAAAUCAUUCAAAA